AUGGGUGACGGUGUUAAGGAGGCUCUCUUUGUGAACGGGAUGCUUCAGUUCUUGAGACCUAGUGCGAAGCCUCGGAAAAUUGACGUCUUUGAGGACAACGAAGGAGCGAUUGCGCUUGCAGAGAAUCCGCUUAGCUCGAGUAGGAGUAAGCACAUUGACGUGAGGCACCACUUCCUUAGGAAUUUGACGGAGGAGGGCGUGAUCGACGUCACCCAUGUCCCAAGCAAGGAGCAGCAUGCUCACAUCCUCACAAAGGCUCUACCGAGAAACCUUUUUGAAGUUCACCAGACCCGGAGGGCAGCACGGCGGAUGAAAAACUGGGAAGCGACUGGUGGUCGUGAUUCCCUGCCGGUAGAAAUGCUCAACAUCGACGACGUAGACGACCCCAUCGUGAUCGAAGACUUCCACGCCAUUCUCGUCAAAGUGUGGAACAGGAGGGGGAUAUCCCUUCUGUCGCAUGCGGGCACGGUGCUCCAAAAAAUCGUCGGAAAACCUCUCAGCGACUACUACUGCGAGAAACACGACAUCUUGCCGGAAGAGCAGUGCGCCUUCCGACCUGGCAGGUCAACCGUCGACACGAUGUUCGUCGUUCAACGACUGCAGGAGCUGUCAAGGAGACGGAAUAUCCCUGCUUCGUCGACCUCCAGAAGGCCUAUGACUCAGUCGACCGGGCACUACUAUGGCAGGUGCUGGCCUGAGCGGGGAUCCAAGGAAAUGAUCGCGGACAUCCGCCACUUCCACAUAAACUAUAUAUGUAAGGCCAUUUGUUACGAUGCCUUUCUUGAGGCUGUCUUUUUUUCCCGAAAGAGAAGACCCAAAAAUUACAACAAGAAAAAGAUGGCCCCUGUGCUGCUACGUCUUUUUCUGAAGGUGGGGUUUCUUGAUGAUUUUCACCGGCGUUCGGCGUGCGGGAGCGAACUAAUUUUUGAAUUUCCGCCAUCACCCACGCCACAGACCGCGCACAGCACAAAACACAACGCCCUUCUGCACCCCUUCCACUGCACACAGCCACAUCCCGUAAAGCAGACCAUUGAUGCUAUGAAACUAGAUGGCGUACAGUCUCUCCCGCUGGAGUUCAACUCGUACGCCGAGACAGUAGUUUCGAUGCUGCGGGACAGGAGCUCCGGCCUGACGGACGCCAAGUUGCUNCCCUUCCACUGCACACAGCCACAUCCCGUAAAGCAGACCAUUGAUGCUAUGAAACUAGAUGGCGUACAGUCUCUCCCGCUGGAGUUCAACUCGUACGCCGAGACAGUAGUUUCGAUGCUGCGGGACAGGAGCUCCGGCCUGACGGACGCCAAGUUGCUGAAGCACCUCCAAAACGGGCGCAUCGUGUACGCGUGCUUGGCGGUCAAGCGCAACGCCGGGAUUGUCUCCACCCAGGCCAAGCACGCGGCAGCGGCGCAGGGGUACAAGGACAUCGCUGUCCCUAGCUUCUUCAAGUGGCUCCAGGAAAACUUGGACAAGGAGGAUUCCUUCUUGCAGCCGUGGCUAACGUUCGAGGUCAUGGGGAAGACGUCCAUGAAGGGAGGCGCGGUCCUCUUCACCAACGGCGAAAAAAUGUGGAAGCGGUUCGAUAAAAUCCUGCGCGAAAUAUAGAAAUACUACAACCCCGUGUGGGACAGUUUCGUCGAAGGACAACCUGGGGACCAACUACCGUCGGGCAGCCAAGACGAAGACGCCAUCGAGUACCUUCUGGACGGAGUCUACCACAUGGAAUCCGGAACGGGGAACGCAGAGGACCCGAUCGAGUUGGAAGAGAGUGAGUGGUGACGGUGAGGGAGAGGGUUCGGAAGAUGACUCUGGGGAAUCGUCACCAACGGAGAGCGAGGACGGCGGGAGUGGAAAGCAGAAAGGAACGGAGGAAGCAGUGGAACCACAGGAAAGCAGCGGUGAUGACCCACCGGCGGGGGAGGGGGGGAUGAAGAAGGAGCCAGAUGACGAUACGCCGGGCAACGGGGAUGAUGCCCCCUCCGAAGAAAUCACACGAGAAGUGGGCGGACUUCCGCAGAGGCCCAACAAUUGGAUGCACCAGUAUCUCCUGACAUUCUGUUUGAUCGGAAGGCCAUGCAGCAGCGAGGACCCUCACCUCCGAACCGCACGCAAAACAUCCGGACCCAAGGGUCACGGCGCGUCCGGGGCCAAGGGUUGCGGCGAGAAGCAGAAGGCGAAGAAAGGUUCACCCAGCACCAGCGAUCAAAGCGGGUCGGAGGCGAGCGGUGCGUACACCGAGGUUGAUCUGUCGUCCAGCGCGAUCCGGGUGUUCACAGGGGUCGGCGAAAUUCAAAGCCGAGCACAGGUGAGGAAGGAGACUGCUGCGGUAGCGGCCACCAACGCGCAACUGCAGGCCCGCCGCGUCC
Molecule: messenger RNA, 2360 nt
Organism: Ectocarpus sp. CCAP 1310/34
Lineage: Eukaryota; Phaeophyceae; Ectocarpales; Ectocarpaceae
Source: the annotation of a GenBank genome assembly